UAAUGACCUUGAUACGCGGUUUUUUGAACAAUUCGUUACACUGUUGUUCUGAUUUCCCUACUUUGUACAGAUUUAAGCAAAAUGCGGUUAGCUUGUCGGCUUUUCUGUGAACUCUUUCAAAUACAAAUGAGGAUUUUGUUGAGUUAAUUUUGAUUUAUCUUCACAUUUUAUUUAUAUUUCACAGUGCUUUUGAAAUGUAAUUAUAGGUAUUUUUCUUACAUUUCCAAAUAAUCCACAACUUUUUAGUGUGAAAAGAACAGUGUAUGAAAAGUCUAAGCCUCUCUUGUCAUGGAUUUACUAUUGUUGGUUCUUGUGUGGAAUAUCACGGGCUGUGGACGGCUUUCAAUAACGUGAAUAUAGUCCGCCUCAAACCCGCGAAAAAACUAUGAAUUUCAGCCUAGGCUAGGGAUAAUAACUUUCAAUCGGCUACAAGUCUUCCUAAAGUACUACAACAAAAUGAAUUUAUCCUGUAUUAUCCUAUUAAUUUUGGCAUGUAUGCCAAGAGUUUGCAUUUACGGCAAAAGAUAUUUAUUUUAUGAUGUGUUUUAUGGCGAAGGUUUCAAUUUGAAACGUGAUGUUUAUAUUCGGAUUGCCAAUACAGUACGUUUAUUUAUAUUAUCACGAACUUUUUACAGUCUUUUAAGAGACCCAAGCCAAAUACCAAAUUUCGCUCUACACGACAUAAACGUAAAAAAUUUAACUGGUGAAGAUUGGAUUCUAGUUUUACCACCUUGGGGUCCACUUCCUCAUUGGUUCAAUGACAGAUCAUAUGAAAGAUAUACAAAUCAUAGUUAUUUUAAUAAUUGGUCAGGCAUUCCAUGGUCAAUGUUUUUUGAUUUAAACAGUCUCUCAUUAUUUAUACCAGUUAUGGAUUUAAUUGAAUUUCAACGCAGUAACGUAUUGGAUUCACAACAAUCAUUAUUAAACAGGUCAUCCAAUCAUCCGUUGACAAUCGAUUUAGCUCUUCAGUUAGUUCGUGGAGAUUUUAAUGAAAAAUUGGGGCAAUAUUCAAAUGUUAAUAAUCGUAAAGUAGAUUUUUGUCCAUUUGAAUUACGUGAAUUAUAUCGAUUAAAUGACUCAACAUUGUCAUCAUCAUCGUCAUUCAGUCGGCCAAUAGAAUUAUUUGAAGGAAGUAGUUUUAAUUUACAAAAUGGUAUAUUACCAAUGAGAGCAUCUGCAUAUGAUUGUAUCACUGGAGAUUUAGAACCUGUUCAUUUAGCACCAUUCUUAAUUCAAUUAAUUGAAAAUUCUGAAAAGCCUAUUACGACUUUAUACUUAGACUCAGCUCAGUCGAUUAUACACGGUCAUUGGAGUGAAUGGAGUCAAGAAUAUUGGACUGUACGUCGAAGCAUUACAAUAGCAAAACAUUUACGUGAUAUUGGUGAUAAUUACCGUGGAGCUUAUUUACAUUCUAAUGAUAUUUCAGAUCGUACAGUAUCACCGUCAAUAGUUGAACAUCUUGGUCCAGGUUCCAGUUGGUUACGUCCACAAUGGCCACUUUCACCAGCUCUAGGUGGACCAUAUGUAGCGGUUCAUUGGCGUCGUGGAGAUUUUGUUACUACAAGUACUAACGCUACAACAACAACUGUUACUACUACUAGUCGAUCUCCUAAUAAUGUUUUAGCAGCCCAACAAAUUCUAAAUGCUGUCAAGAUAUUUAAUCAGUAUGAAGAUCAUUACAUCGAUACAAUUUAUCUAGCCACAGAUGCUAAUAAAGAAGAACUAGAAAAUCUGAAAAGUUUACUUUAUCCACUUCAAGUAUUUCAUUUUGAGCCAACUGAAUCCGAGUGGAUAUCUUAUGGCCCAGGUGGUUCAGCAAUUAUAGAUCAAUGGAUUUGUGCACAUGCUAGAUAUUUUAUUGGGACUAGUUCAUCGACAUUUACUUAUCGUAUUGUUGAAGAACGUUCAAUUAUGGGCUUUUUAUUCAAUACUACUUUGAAUAAUUUCUGUUCAAAUGGACCAAUCUAUUUAUAUAAAGCAAAUUAUUAUAAUACAGAAUUAUCUACAUGUCAAUCAUUAACUGAAUGGCCAGUGAUUUAUGAAAAACAAUACACUAUCUCAUCAUCAUCAUCAUCACCAGCAGCAUCAUCAUCAUCAUUAUCACCAAUGAUCAAUGAUAAACUACAUUCAGAUAAAUAUAUUAAAGAUGAAUUAUGAUGUUGGAUAAUGUUUAACCUAUAGGAAGAGACUGAUACAGCAUAUUAUCCAUCUAUUAUCACUACUACUACUACUGCUGCUGUUACUGGCUUCGAUCGUUCUCUCCUCUAUGUUCCUUUCCUUUUUGUUUGUGACUCUCAUGAUUAUUUAGAUUAUUAUUACUGUUUUCUUUUGCGUAUAUAUAUAUAUAUAUAUAUAUAUAUAUAUAUAUAUAUAUAUAUGUUUGCAUAGCUGAAUUUGUUAUGCUAAGAUUUCAGAUCUUCGAAAGAAAAGAAAAUAUUUCUUUUAAUGAUAAUUGUUUAUUGUAUGGUUAUUUUUUUUCAGUGUUAACUUUUCAAUGGUUGCCUAUAUAAUACCAUUAGCCCAUGUUUUAUAUUAUGAAGUGUUAUAUCUUGUAACCGUCUAUCAGAGAGCAGUGACUUAUCGAUCGGAUCGAUGACGCGUAAACACGUGCGAGCAUUCUAGAGUUCUGAUUGGCCCUGCUUUUCGCCUAGCUCAGCCAGAUAAGUCCAGAACGCAAGUCACAGCCUCGGAGAUAUGAAUCAUCAUAUUUUCAAACAUACUGAGUUUAUAUACAAAUCAAACAGACCACAACGUACUAUAAAAUAGAAAAUAACAUUUGUA
Schistosoma bovis is the source of this 2781-nucleotide messenger RNA. The record is from the annotation of a GenBank genome assembly. NCBI's taxonomy places the organism in Eukaryota, Metazoa, Platyhelminthes, Trematoda, Strigeidida, Schistosomatidae.